Molecule: messenger RNA, 1830 nt
Organism: Leptidea sinapis
Lineage: Eukaryota; Metazoa; Arthropoda; Insecta; Lepidoptera; Pieridae
Exons: 8
Coding region: 289-1554 (421 amino acids)
Cellular component (GO): cytoplasmic vesicle membrane
Source: RefSeq, a predicted model, not a curated record
CAUUUGGGGGCAGCACACGUCAAGGGGAUGAUCCCCCAAAUAUUUUAUCUAAUUUUAAUUAAUCAUCAAAAUUACGAGGAAGUCUAAACAUUUAGUUACCUAUAUUUAAUUUCAGCCGUGGCUAAUAUGAAAUGUGAAUAAAUAAAUUCUCGAUGCUGCGCUGCUCAAGCUAUCUCUUUGUAUUCAUAAUGGUUUCCGUUUUUUUCGGUUUUAUUAUAUGGGUGAUAACAACAGUUCUCUCAAAUGUUGACACUGCUCAAGGAACUUUAUCUGCGUGAAUAGAAGAACAUGUGUGCUGCUCAAAUUCCUUGCUCAGAUGGGCAGCACUGUCCACCACAUUGGCUGUGCUGCAAUGAAGGAUGUUGUGCACCUGCAACCAUCCUACCCAGACAUACACCAGAAACUUUUACGACCGAUUGGUUUUGGCAAUGGCAAGUGCUGUUUCUAAUGGUAACUUUGCUGGGGAUUUUUGCUUGCUGCUUAUGGUGCGUAGUCUUCAAGCGCAAUCGUGGAUUCUACAUGUGCUCAAUGGCCUGUUGUGUGCAUAGAAACACAUCCGAACAGGACUCUGCAGGCUCCGUCUACCCUCCACCAAGAUACAGUCGCUGUGGUUCCUUCCACCAAGCACCACCACCAUAUUCGGAAGUAACUUCGAAGCCAGAUCUCUAUCCACUCGUCAUAACAUGCAAUGAUGGAGAGGGAAAAUCCGACGGAAACUACCUAAUGGUCCACUACUUCAGAAAUUACGUGAUACGCACGCCUGGCUCCCUCUCAGCUACGAGUACUGCUGAAUCGAUCAACUCCAACUUCACUUGCAAUGCUUCUAACGAGGGCAAUACAAUGGUGCCUCCUCCAUACUCAAGAGCAAGCAGCUUCAAUGAAUGCAGCUUGGGAUGUGGGCGCUCUGUGCUUCGAUCUCUGACGUCUUUAGCUGAACCGCGACGCAGAGAACCUCAAACGAAUGCCACAUUCAGGGAGAACCUUAUAAAUUCGCCCGUUCAGCCAAUGGAUCCGUCUUUCGAUAUAGAUUUGGAGUUGAUGGACUGUGAGAUGUACUGUGACGGAAGUUGCAAGCCUCGUCUCGGUGCCUCGCCUCCUUUACGACACACACACUCAACUUCAGAGGAUACGGUGUUUGAACAAGACCCAUAUGACUUAAGACACGUCUUCCCUUCAGAAGCUGGAGCCUGUGAAUCACCACCACAACCAACGAGUCCAACCCAAACUUCCCGUGACUCUACAUUAAGACGCCUUAGCGAAGAGAGAAGAUUCAAGCGACUCGAUGCGCUUAAAAAAAUGAGAGCAAGAAAAUCAAGCCUAUACAUGCCUUUGUCAAUAGCCUACACUGGUAGGAGUUCAAGAAUAUCACCAGGAAGUAGGAUGUCUUCUCGAUCAGCCCCAGCUACACCAUGUGGGGCCUUAGUUCCUAACUUACUUCUGUUAUCACAAAGAGUAUCUUCCCGUCAUAGUUCACGUUCUUCAAAGCUAGAAGAAGAACAAGACCCUUUACUAGCAACGGAAACGGAAAAUGCUGGUGUUGAACAUAAAUUCUGACGCUCCAUUUGGAGAUCUAAAUUUAUUGAUAAUUUGUUGUUUUAAGUACUGUCAAAGGCCUAUUAUGUAGGUAAUACCGAAAAUCAAUUCAAUGUUGUGAUUGUUUAGCGUAAUAUUAUUAAUUAUAUAAUAAAUAAUACUAUAGAUAGAUAAUGUAUUAACUCGAGGCUUAUGAAUACGAGCUUGUUGGACCAUUGUUCACAUGCGUCAUUAUAAUGUAUUAUACUAAUAUGAUAAAAAUGAUUUUUUUUUUCACUGAAUAUAGCACUACUACUA